UAAUGAACCAAGUCCCAUUAAAACAUUUUAAAGAACAACUACUCUCUUCUUGUGAAUGACCCAUUUAAGAAUCUCUGAAGAUUGCAAAUCUUCAUACAUAGGGAUCAUUGACAAAUCAUCUCACCAAAGAUGUUCCUAGUUAGGUCUUUGGCUUCCUACUGCCGCCAUAAUGCUCAUCUUCUUCAUCACCAUAGAUCUUACUCGCAUGAUCCUACGCACUUGUCUCGCCUUCGACGGAUGGGUAUAGUGGAUCAAAGGCGCAAUUGCUCCGGAGAUCAACAUGCCAGACCCAAGUCUAAGACGGAGAUUAGCAUCGAGAACGUUGCUCAGAAAACAUUUCGGGCCUCAACUGCACCUCGAUCACCUUUCUCUUGGGCAAGAUGGGCUUUGGGGUCUCUACUAGCUCUGAUACUACCCUUUUGGCAGAACAAAUGGAUGACUCUAUUAAGAUUAGAAGGGGAGGUGGAGAUGGUAGCAGAUGUAGUAGAAAAUGCAGCGGAGAUUGUGGAAAAGGUGGCAACAGUCACUGAAAAGGUAUCAUCAGAAGUAGCAGAUCGAUUACCUUACGAUGGAAAGCUUAAAAAUGCAGCUCUUCAAGUCGAGCAUGCGGCGAAAGAGGCAGCAGAGGAGGCUCAUCUUGCAAAGGACAUCAUCCACAAGGUGGAUGAACUGAAGCACGAGGUAGAAAUGCUACUGGAGCCCAUUACGGAGACAGAAAAGCUUGCUGAUAGAGAAAGCCAUGGAAAGUAAAUAUCAAUAAGCAUUACUUUUAUAAGCAUACCUGUAUAUCUCCAAGUACCGCCUGAAGUAGAGAUGGAUGAGCAUGAAAACUACCUGACUGCAAGAUUUGUUACUUGUUAUUGGAUUGUUUAUUGGAUUCUGCAAUUUCUGAUGUAUAUAGCGAUCUGACCUAUCUUGCACUUGUUAA
Molecule: messenger RNA, 928 nt
Organism: Phoenix dactylifera (date palm)
Lineage: Eukaryota; Viridiplantae; Streptophyta; Magnoliopsida; Arecales; Arecaceae
Source: RefSeq, a predicted model, not a curated record